UUCCGCGCUCGCUGAGGUCGAGAGACUACAUUACCCAGAGAUCAUUGCGUUUCCUUCUGUAAAGUCCGGCUGUCCGGCGUUUUUUUUAGCGCGGAUUUGCUUCUUCGCUUUUUAUCUGCUGUGGUGGCGGUUUUACUUAUUACUCAACGUGUGUAAAGUGAUGAAUAACAGGAGAAUUCUGAUGGAGCGCUCGCUAGAACACUCGGCCCAACUGAGUUUGGAAGUGCUGGAGCGCGCACAGCGGAGGAGUGUCAAAUGGCCGGCGCGCGGACCUUCGGAGGGUCCGAAAGUACAAGCGGCUAAGCUAAGAGCAACAAGGGCCACGUGCGAACACUACAAGGAAAAUGUUUCUCAGAAAGUUGAUGAUGCCUUUGGUACGAUUUUGAAUUUAAUGGCCAAUGCAACCAAACAAUGCAAGACCUAUUACAGAUCUGUCCCAGAAUGUUAUUACAAUAAGUAUGAAGCCAAUCACCUAUGUCGCUAUCAUUCAGAGAACUGUGGUCCUGCUUCAUCUAAAUCUGAGGUUUUCCUCAAAAAGCGACCACCAGAAGACUUGUGUUUUGAAGUGGCUCCAGGUACCUACAGUAUCAUGGCUUGUCCUGCCAAUGCUGAAAAACAGACAAGGGUUGUCAGAAUCGACGCAGGGGAGAGCAUAGACAUUUCUUUCUCUGUUUAAAAUACUGUUUUAGUAUGGCUUAAGUGGGUCUGUGGCAAUUAAUAAUUACUUUCUUUAAUUAUUUCACUGUUGGUAAUACAUUUCUUUUUGCACCUGAGCAGUACUAAUUGUGCAGAAAUUAUUUGCAAAAUUGUUUUUGUGAAUUUUUGUUAACUUUACAAAGUCUUUUCUGUGUAUGUGCAGUAAAUGUAUUUUAUGCAAUUUUAUUUGUUCAAUUGUACAAGAAAUCCUCUACUGUAAAUACUUCCUGACAGCAUGUUGCUUCUUAUGCACUCUGUGUGAAAAUAAUUAAUUAAUUUUGAUUUGUGUUCAUGUAAAUUGACAAUUAGUACUUUUGUUUGUGCAAAACAUGAAAAUGUAUUUUUUUACGAAACUAUUUUCAAACUUAUAUGCAGCAAUAUUGGAUUAUUUUAAUAAAUUACA
Erpetoichthys calabaricus (reedfish) is the source of this 1099-nucleotide messenger RNA. RefSeq names its product A kinase (PRKA) interacting protein 1 (gene akip1). The coding region runs from base 161 to 676 and encodes 171 amino acids. Gene Ontology annotation, cellular component: nucleoplasm. Gene Ontology annotation, biological process: regulation of non-canonical NF-kappaB signal transduction. The record is from RefSeq and is a predicted model, not a curated record. The transcript has 5 exons. NCBI's taxonomy places the organism in Eukaryota, Metazoa, Chordata, Cladistia, Polypteriformes, Polypteridae.